Molecule: messenger RNA, 468 nt
Organism: Ambispora leptoticha
Lineage: Eukaryota; Fungi; Glomeromycota; Glomeromycetes; Archaeosporales; Ambisporaceae
Source: the annotation of a GenBank genome assembly
AUGGAGAAAACAGUUUCAAAUGAGUACGAACAUUCUAUCAAAAACAAUACGUAUCGUCGACGUUCUUUAAGCCAAACGGAACGCGAAGAACGUGGUACACAUGGAAAAACAGGUGUGCACCACAAACGUCAUUCAAUUCCGCCUGCCCAUGCGCACCACCAACCAAUCUCAAAAUUCAAUGCAGAAUUUUGGAUGCAGGAUUUUAGAAAAAAAGUGAUGGAAGCAUUAUUCAAAGAAGAAAGAUUUAAAACCUUUCAGAAACGACGUAAUAUAGAUGCUGUUAUAGACGGAUUGAUGGAUAUAGAAGAUGACGAUAUUUUCGAUUGGAAGGAACAACAGGAGACCGUAGGAUCAGCUCAUGUUUUACAAUAUUACGGCGCAAGUCUAAAUACUGCUACUGCUGUCGUCGCUGCUACUAGCAAUCCUGGAUUUGUGCCAACACCACGACAACAUCGUGAUGUAACUUAA